This is a messenger RNA of Cryptococcus wingfieldii CBS 7118, 699 nucleotides long. RefSeq lists its product as hypothetical. The record is from RefSeq and is a predicted model, not a curated record. Lineage: Eukaryota; Fungi; Basidiomycota; Tremellomycetes; Tremellales; Cryptococcaceae. Bases 1 to 699 code for a protein of 232 amino acids. The transcript is spliced from 4 exons.
AUGUCCAAGACCGGAGCCAUUCUCUUCGUGUUCACUUCCGCCGACAAGCUUCUGAACGGAGCCGCCACUGGAUGGUAUCUCCCCGAAGCCGCUCAUCCUUACUACGCUCUCGCCCCUCACUUCCGCAUCGACUCUGUGUCUCCGAACGGCGGCGAAGCGCCCAUCGACGGUAACUCUGUCAAGAUGUUCACGGACGAGGAGUCUCAGAAAUUCUUGAACGACUCCAAGGCGCAAGAGCUGUACAAGAAGACUAAAAAGGUGGCGGACGUCAAUGCGGCUGAUUAUGAUGCUAUAUUUGUUAUCGGAGGCCAUGGACCUCUGAUUGACCUUGCUAAAUCAACUGAAUUCGCAAAGCUCGUUGAAAACUUCUACACUUCUGCGAAGCCUGUGGCUGCUGUCUGCCACGGUCCCGGUGCUCUUGUCCUCGCCAAGAACCCCGCUACCUCAAAGUCAAUCAUCUCUGGCGUCAAUGUUACCGGCUUCUCUAACGCCGAGGAGGCUCAGACUCCUUACAACGAUUUUGUCAACAUCCUCCCCUUUAGCUUGGAAGACAAGCUCCAGGAGCUGGGCGGCAAGUAUUCCAAAGCAGAGCAGGACUGGGGAGUAAAGGUCAUUUGGGACCAGGGUGUUUUGACUGGUCAAAACCCUGCCUCCGCCGGUCCCCUUGGUGAGAAGCUUCGAGAAAUUCUUUUGGCCUGA